GGCCGCAACUCGAACUGAGAAACCCGCCCCCCGGCCCCCAAAACGGAGCAGAGUCCUCGCGAGUCAUGAACAUGGGAUGAGGCUACCGGCGUGGCUCACCGCCGUGCCGCCGGACCCCCGCGUGUACGGUGACCUCAUCCAGCGCUGCGCGGACGCCGGCCACCUCGCCACCGGCAGGCAGCUCCACGCCCGCCUCGCCACCCUCUCCGUGAUCCCCUCCAACUUCCUUGCCUCCAAGCUCAUCUCACUCUACUCCAGAACCGGACGCCUGCACGACGCCCGCAGGGUGUUCGACGCCAUCCCGCAGCCCAACCUCUUCGCCUGGAACGCCAUCCUCAUCGCGCUCUCCCUCCACUCGCCCCAACCCUCCGCGGCUCUUCGCCUCUUCGCGGCCUCCGGCGUGUCCCCCGACGAGAUCACCGUCUCCGCGCUCCUCAAGUCCCUCGCCGCGUCCGGGCCGGGCCUGUCCCCUCUCGUCACCGGGGAGCUCCACGCCCUCGCGUUCCUGCGCGGGUUUGGCGCGGACCUCUUCGUGUCCAAUGGGCUCAUCACCGCCUACGCGAACGCUGGGGACAUGCGCUCCGCUCGCGCGGUGUUCGACCAAAUGCCACGCAAGGACGUCGUGUCCUGGAACUCUCUUAUAUCAGCGUACACCCGUGGAGGAUGGUACACAGAGUGCUUGGAGUUAUUCCAUGAGUUGGUGCAGGCUUGCGCUGGCGGUGGCGUUCGGCCAAACAGCGUCACGGUAACAAGUGUGCUGCAUGCUUGUGCCCAGCUCAAGGCUGUUGAUUUCGGGGUCUAUGUCCUCCGGAUUGCUAAGGAGAGUGGGCUUGAUAUGGACACCGCAGCAUGGAACUCAGUCGUAGGGUUUUACGCCAAAUGUGGGCGGUUGCACUAUGCACGACAGUUGCUUGAAAGGAUGCCUAAGAAAGAUGCGGUCAGUUACAGCGCCAUGAUUACUGGUUACAUGAACAAUGGGCAUGUCGAUGAGGCAAUGGAUCUUUUCCGUCAAGCAGAUGCUAAAGGCAUCAGCACAUGGAAUGCGUUGAUUUCUGGAUUGAUACAAAAUGGACGCCAGUCUGACGUUCUUGAAUUGCUUCAUGAGAUGAUGGGUGCUGGGAUACUGCCCAAUACAGCUACUCUUUCAAUCAUCAUGCCCUCAGCACCGUUGUUCUCAACCCUACUGGGAGCAAAGCAAGCUCAUGGUUAUGUGAUAAGAAAUGAUUAUGAUCAGAGCAACAAUGUUGUCAGUGCAUUGAUCGAUGCUUACUCAAAGGCUGGAUUUCUUUAUAUGGCCAGGAAGGUGUUUGAAUUGCAUGAGAAUAGAAGCACGAUUGCCUGGACAUCGAUCAUUUCGGCUGUCGCAGCUCAUGGAGAUGUUACGGAGGCACUGGACCUGUUUAAUCAGAUGGUCAGUACUGGCACUAGGCCUGAUACUGUAACUUUCACUGUUGUGCUUACUGCAUGUGCUCAUGCGGGCAAGGUAACCGAAGCUCGUGAAUUUUUUCACUCCAUGCAAGCUAUGUUUGGUAUCAGUCCUGUGAUGGAGCAGUAUGCUUGCAUGGUUUCUGUACUCAGCCAUGCUGGUAUGCUUAAGGAUGCGCUUGACCUUGUAAACAAGAUGCCUUUUGAGCCAAAUGCAAAGGUCUGGGGUACACUGCUUAAUGGAGCAGCCGCAGUUGGUGAUGUUGAGCUUGGUCGGUUUGUGUUUGAUCGACUGUUCAUAAUAGAGCCUAAGAACACAGGUAACUACAUUGUGAUGGCUAAUCUGUACUCAAAUGCUGGCAAAUGGGAAGAAGCUGAAACCAUAAGGAGCAUGCUGUGGGGAGUUGGAUUGGAGAAAGUUCCUGGGUGUAGUUGGAAUUGAGGGGUUCCAUAGUCUGCUAGAACUGGUUGCUGCAGAUACAUUGUUAGCAAAGCGGGCAACAGAAACUUAAUUUGGUUGUUGGUUGAUUAAUCAGAUUCAAUUAUAGACAAGAGCCUGGCAUCAACCUAACUGUUGAAUGGAGACAAUUUAUAGUGAUGACAUUCAAUAGAUCCAACUGUUGAGAUGUAAUUUUCAAGCCUGAUAGGUACCAGCCUUUUGGAUUUACAUGGACCAUCUUAUUCCGAACCUGAUGGUCAAUCAUAUUGAUUUGAUUGAGCAACAAAUUCUUGGACGACAGCCAAUGAGAGCAUUGCUUCCAUGAUAUUCUUAUCUAAACCUUUUGUACUAUGAGCUGACGAUACUUUUCUUAUCUUUAUUUGCUAUUUCAAUGACACCAAUUUACCAAAGCAACAGAGAAUUUCAUGAUCAUAGUUUCUUAGAACCAAGAGCAGUCUAGUUUUAAGCUUCAGGAUGCCAA
Messenger RNA from Triticum aestivum (bread wheat), 2345 nucleotides. RefSeq names its product pentatricopeptide repeat-containing protein At2g37310-like. Gene Ontology annotation, biological process: RNA modification. Bases 77 to 1867 code for a protein of 596 amino acids. Gene Ontology annotation, cellular component: intracellular membrane-bounded organelle. NCBI's taxonomy places the organism in Eukaryota, Viridiplantae, Streptophyta, Magnoliopsida, Poales, Poaceae. The transcript has a single exon. The record is from RefSeq and is a predicted model, not a curated record. Gene Ontology annotation, molecular function: RNA binding; protein binding.